Molecule: messenger RNA, 891 nt
Organism: Encephalitozoon hellem ATCC 50504
Lineage: Eukaryota; Fungi; Microsporidia; Unikaryonidae
Exons: 1
Coding region: 1-891 (296 amino acids)
Biological process (GO): RNA processing
Cellular component (GO): ribonucleoprotein complex; nucleus
Molecular function (GO): RNA binding
Source: RefSeq, a predicted model, not a curated record
AUGGCGAGUGAGAAGCUUGAGAAGAUCAAGUCGCAGGUCGAGUUUUACUUCAGCGAUGCAAAUUUCAGGGUCGACAAGUUCCUCAGGGAGCAGUCUUUGGUGAACGAUGGCUAUGUUCCCAUUGAGACGAUUAUCUCGUUUAACAGGCUUAGAAGCCUCGAGGCAACUGUGGACGAUGUCAAGGAGGCUCUUAAAGAAAGCAAGGUGGUUGAGCUCAAGGACGGGAUGAUAAAGAAGAUCGAGACUGAGGAGUACCUGUCGUAUGUCAUGGAGAAGGAUAUAAGCAAGAGAGUGAUAUACAUUGAUGGGUUUCCAAAGGACAUGUCUCUUGAGGAUGUGAAGGACACCCUAUCACCACACAUUGUCCCUGUUUUGAUCAGGAUGAGGAAGGACAAAGGGAAGAGCUUUAGUGGAAGCAUAUUUGCAGAGAUGAAGUCUGAGGAGGAGGCACAGAGGGCCCUAUCUGAGAAGAUUCCUGCAAAAAAGCGUGACGACGACGAGGAGAAGGCCAAGAAGCAAAAGAGCGAAGAGAAGUACCUUGUGAUUAUGACGAAGGAAGAGUAUCUCAAGGAGAAGGAAAAGAUGUCUGCAGAGAAGAAAGAAAAGGAGGCUAGAGAAGCUCUUGAAAAGGAGUUUGUGCCCAGACUGUUUAGAUACGAGUCUGACAACGAUCUUGACAUCAAGGAAAUAAAGAGCCUGGUCAAGAACACCGCCUUUGUGGACACUAAGGAGAAGGUGGUAAGGAUGAAGCAUGUAGAGGAUUUCAAGGAGAAAAGGUUUGAGGAGGAUGGAAGGAGCUUGACACUCAUCAAGAUGGAGGAAAGCGAGGCCCUUGAGUACUGUAAGAACAUCAAGACUACAUCCAAGAGACCAAAGCCCACUAAGAAAUAA